This is a messenger RNA of Loa loa (African eye worm), 594 nucleotides long. RefSeq lists its product as hypothetical. The record is from RefSeq and is a predicted model, not a curated record. NCBI's taxonomy places the organism in Eukaryota, Metazoa, Nematoda, Chromadorea, Rhabditida, Onchocercidae. Gene Ontology annotation, molecular function: calcium ion binding; protein serine/threonine phosphatase activity. Gene Ontology annotation, cellular component: nucleus; cytoplasm. The transcript has 4 exons. Bases 1 to 594 code for a protein of 197 amino acids.
AUGAAAUCUUUUCAAGGUUUCCCUGUAGAUGAAGUGCUAGAAAUCCUGGAGGAAACGAUCAAAGUAACAAUCAAUUCCCAAUUAACAGAUCAGGGAUUGAUUGAAGCAAAAUUUCAGCUGGCUAAUACAAAUCAUGAUGGACGAAUUUCAUUUGAUGAAUUUAUGAGCACGAUAAAAGAAUCAGCAAUUAUAUUGCUGCGCUUCCUGACAUCACUUGAAUGUUUGUGCAGGAAAAAUAAUCCAUGGCAUUUGGAAAAGGAUGAAAGGAUGAGUAAAGGUGAUAGCGGUGGUGGUCUGAUGGUGCAACUUCAUAACAGACAUUUCGGUGUAGCAUCAUACGGUAGCUCCUGUAAUAAAUUAUUGGAAAAGACAGCGCAACCUUUAGCUCAACGAUAUCUUUUCAUGGGUGAUUAUGUUGAUCGUGGUUCAAAUAGUUUGGAAGUAAUAUGCUUGUUAUUACUUUUAAAAAUUCGUUUUCAGACAAAAAUUUUCCUCCUACGAGGAAAUCAUGCAUGCUCACUCAUAAAUCAAGCUUAUGGUUUUCGGGAUGAAUUAGAAAAAAAAUCUACCGACCGCAUGUGCCCGAAAUAUUAA